Molecule: messenger RNA, 9939 nt
Organism: Dicentrarchus labrax (European seabass)
Lineage: Eukaryota; Metazoa; Chordata; Actinopteri; Moronidae
Gene: caskin1
Product: CASK interacting protein 1
Exons: 24
Coding region: 767-5785 (1672 amino acids)
Molecular function (GO): protein binding
Source: RefSeq, a predicted model, not a curated record
CCCCCAAGUUGCAGCACGAGCCAUUUAGCGCUACGAGCUCGGCCAGCUGUAGAGCGCGCGGGCGCAUGUACGUGCCCCCCUCACUACCCCUGCCCCCACGCGGAGAAAAUCAUUACCAAAUACAGAGCCCGAGCGCACGCGGAGCGAUGGCUGCAGCAGCAGCCUUGGAUUGUGUUUACGACGCAGAGCACGAGAGCGGCACAACCUCGGGAGGAACGGACACCGCGCGCGCCCGAGCUUUAAACGCACAACCGUUUACUCUCAGUGAGCCCGCGAGCUCCGUUUGACGUCUCCUUCCUUCAGCGAGGACCUGCGCCGUCUUCCGUUCCGUUAACCGGGGUUGUGGAGCGCAGCUGCGAGGGACACCGACCCGCCUCCAGUCGGUAUCACAGAUGAGGAGCGCGAGCUAACCUCCACCGUCAAAAUUUCACGCACGCGACGCCAGCCUGCUGGAAUCUAGAACGGCCCAGCAGCCCCCCGGUCCCGUCCCCCCCCCAUCCCAUCCAGUGGCGCUGCACUUAACGAGAGGGGAACCCGAGAGCAUCCCUCCAUCCCACCCAGCCUAUCCCUCCCUCCCUCUCUCUCUUUCCCUCUCUCACCCCCAUCAUAUGCCAGAGCUCUAGGGGGGCCUCGUCUUGACAGGGACCAGGGGGGAGGAGGGAGGCUGUUCGUGGCCGCGGUAGACGCACCCUCCGCGGGGUGAGGCUGGGCUGAAGCGCCGCUGUGUCAGAGGAUGCUGCGGGAGUAGAGCGGCUCAGAGCGGAAGAUGGGGAAGGACCAGGAACUGCUGCAGGCGGUGAAGACCGAGGACUUGCUCACCGUGCAGAAGCUGCUGCAAAGGCCCCGGCCAGGGAAAGCAAAGCUCCUCGGUUCUGCAAAGAAAGUGAAUGUCAACUUCCAGGAUACAGAUGGGUUUUCUCCGCUUCAUCAUGCAGCACUCAAUGGGAACCUGGAGCUCAUCACUCUGCUGCUUGAGUCACAGGCUGCUGUCGACAUCAGAGACCAGAAAGGUAUGCGGCCGCUGCACUACGCAGCCUGGCAGGGGAAGGCGGAGCCUAUGAAGAUGCUGCUGAAAUCUGGUUCAUCUGUCAAUGGCCAAUCAGAUGAAGGGCAGAUUCCUCUCCACCUGGCAGCGCAGCAUGGCCACUACGAUGUGUCGGAGAUGCUGCUGCAGCACCAGUCCAACCCGUGUAUUGUGGAUAAUGCAGGGAAAACCCCUCUGGACCUGGCCUGUGAGUUUGGCAGAGUUGGGGUGGUCCAGUUGUUGCUGUCCAGUAACAUGUGUGCCGCGUUGCUGGAGGCCAAAAAAGGAGACACCACCGACCCCAACGGGACGUCUCCUCUCCACCUGGCUGCCAAGAACGGACACAUAGACAUCAUCAGACUGCUGAUCCAGGCAGGCAUCGACAUCAACAGACAGACCAAAGCCGGCACUGCCCUGCACGAAGCUGCCCUGUGUGGAAAGACCGAGGCAGUGAGACUCCUGCUGGACAGUGGCAUCAAUGCCACAGUGAGAAACACCUACAGCCAGACUGCACUGGACAUCGUCUACCAGUUCACUGCAACACAAGCCAGCAGAGAGAUCAAACAACUGCUAAGGGAUGCAUCAGCGGCCCUUCAGGUUCGGGCUCUGAAGGAUUACUGCAACAACUACGACCUGACAAGCCUCAACAUCAAAGCAGGAGACGUCAUUACGGUUUUGGAGCAGCACCCUGACGGACGCUGGAAAGGCUGUAUCCAUGACAACCGAACAGGAAAUGACCGUGUGGGCUACUUCCCUUCCACCAUGGUAGAGGUCAUCAGCAAGCGCACAGGUUUGGCCAGCACAGUCAUUUGCACUCAACAGUUUCAAAAGAUACCGCUGGUUCCUCCGGCAACGGUUGCCCCUGCCAACGCGGUAGUCAACGGCAACGACACCACGUUCCAUCAGAUCCAUAUCCUGCCUCCACCGCCUCCUCCUCCACCACAUUCCCAUCAGCCACUGCUUCCACUUUUUACUUCCUUUGGCUAUAACAAGUCGCCCGUGACAACCCCACAGGGAGACACACCCACUGCCCCAGGUUGUCGUGGCUCAGAGGCAAGUCCUCACAGCUCUCCCACCCCAUCCAGCGGGCCCCAUGGAGGCUCCAACGAAGAGAUCUGGGUACUGCGCAAGCCCGUGGCAGGUGGAGACCGCAGCAGUGUGGGUAGCUCUGGCAGUGUGACCAGUGUGAGGUCGUCAGGCAGCGGCCAGAGCGCCGGCAGUGCAGCACACAUCCUCCAUGCACAGGCUGAGGGCGUAAAGCUUCUAGCCACAGUCUUGUCCCAGUCUGCCAAAGCUAAGGAACAUCUAUUGGAGCAGUCCAAGUCUGUGGACCAGCCUGCAGCAGGCUCCGCCAGCUCCUCUCGGACAUCGAGCCAAUCAGGCUGUCCACUCCACGAAGCGCCGCCUUACGACGCCACAGCAACCAGGAAAGGGGAAGGGCCAGGCGAGGGGAAGAGCUCAGAGGCCGUUGUCCAAUGGCUGAGCGACUUUCAGCUGCAGGUCUACGCUCCAAACUUCCUGGGCGCUGGGUAUGACUUGCCCACCAUUAGCCGAAUGACCCCGGAGGAUCUUACAGCGAUUGGAAUAACCAAACCAGGUCACAGAAAGAAGAUGACAUCAGAGAUUAACAAGCUAAGUGUCACAGAGUGGCUUCCCGAGCAGAAACCUGCCAAUCUAGGAGAGUGGCUGUCUGCUAUUGGUCUGAGCCAGUACCACCAGGUGUUAGUGCAGAACGGAUACGAGAAUAUCGAAUUCAUCACUGACAUCACCUGGGAGGACCUGCAGGAAAUAGGCAUCACCAAAUUGGGCCACCAGAAGAAGCUGAUGCUGGCUGUUAAGCGACUGGCUGAAAUGCAGCGCAGUACAGAAGGGCGGGGCUCCCUCAGAAAGAAGCCUCCGCCAAUCACACAGCAGCAGGAAGUCAUGUCAAUGGACAGCCCCCCUCCAGACGAGAUCAUGUCUCCAAAGAUGAGCACCUUCCAGGACAGCGAGUUGAGCACCGAGCUGCAGAGUGCCAUGACCCAGCCGGGGCAGGAGGUCAGCAAAGCUCAGCGAACACGCAGCCUGAGCAAAGACCAUGAUGAGGUGACAGGAGGAGGAGGAGGAGGAGGAGGAGGAGGAGGAGGAGGAGGAGGAGGGGGUGGUCCACCGAAGAAGGAAGCGCGGACUAUGAGACAGCAGAGCAGCCAGGGAAGCACCUCCUCUCACAGAGGCAGUGUGUCCUCUCAAGGCAAACACCGUCACUCCCACUCACAUUCCCAGCCUGCGCCUCCCUACACACCCCCUCACACCCCCACCAAGACUAGAACCUCAUCUUCCUCCUCCACCUCCUCCGUCCAGAGCACAGCUUCCCCACAGGCCAAACACAAGCCGUCACCCCAGUUCAUCCAGGGGGAGAGACCUCAGUCGCCGCGCUCUCACCCCCCUCAGUCUCCGACCCACCGAGGUGCCCCAUGUACCCAGCCUCAGCCCCAGCAACAACAGCAGCCUCAAGUCCAGCCGCAACACCAGGCACACCCUCAGCACCAUCCACAGACGCAGGUCAUGGAGGUUAGGGACAGCCAACAACCACAGGUCCCGCUCCUCUGCCUCCCCCCAGAGGCUGAGCUGGCUGAGGGAGAAGGAGCAGAGCCUUCAGCACUCCAGAAGAAACGCGCCCACAGUCUCAACAGAUACGCUGUGUCAGACGGGGAGUGCGACGAGAAGGCAGGUGCAGGAGGAGGGGGUGGAGGUGGAGGAGGAGAAGCAGAGGUAGUGGGAAGUCAGGGCCCUGCCGUCGUCAGAGGGGAAGGAGGUAAAUACGCCACGGUGACUCACCGUGUCAGCCGCAGCCACUCUGUCCGCAACCAGGAAAAGAACGUCAACCGCAACCAGACGCAGUCAUUUGCUCUCCGUCAGAAGAAAAAAGGCCCGCCCCCACCACCACCAAAACGCUCUAGCUCUGCCAUCUCCAGCUCCAACUCCAACCUGAUGGAUGCCAACGCACAGCCGCACACACUGACCACCACAGGGGGGAUGCUGGAUGUGCCUUACCACCAACAGCGGCGGGCAAGUGACCUGGGGGUGUCUGUGGAAACAGGUGUUGUGGAGACGACCAGUGUGGGAAGCGUGAGGAGCAUCGCUGCCAUGUUGGAGAUGUCUUCUAUAGGAGGUGGACCCAAAGGCAUGGCUCUACAGAAGAACUUCCUGCAGGUGGGGAAAACGCGUGAUGCCAUCGGUCUGGAUGGUGAAGUGGUGAACCGACGGCGGACCAUUAGCGGCCCUGUCACUGAGCUGGUGGCAGCUGCCAGGCGUGACCAGCCGACUCCCUCUGCUUUCCCGCCUCCCUCCGUCCAACCUGAAGCAUCCCCUGUCCCUGUAAAUUCCUCCCCACCCCACCCUCCAUCCUCCCCCCACCCCAGCUCGGGAGGCAGCGGCAGUUCAUCGGAGAACCUGCCGUUCGCAGAGGAGGGAAGCCUGACCAUCCGCCGCCAGGGUCGAGGAGAAGGAGAAGGACAGUGUGUAUUUUGUGUCUGUCUGCAGGGUGACAGCGAGGGUCCCCAGGGAGACGGGGGUUACACGCCAGAGGACAUCUCCAUGGUUGAGGCCACAGCGACCUUAAAGCGGCGGCCCCGCAGCUCCAAGCCCCACCCCAACGGUUCCGACUUCACCCUCCAAGAGUCGUCCACCGUCAAACGACGGCCCAAGAGCCGUGACAAAGAGCCUGAAGGCUUCGCAGACCUAGCCGCGGCUAAUGGAGAGCCUGUGGAGAGUGGGCAGCCGAACACCAUGCAGCCCGUACCCUACCAGAAUGGCACGGCCACCGUGAAACGCCGCCCAGUGUCUGAUAUUGGAGUGACAGAGCAGCCACAACCACAACCUCAACCUCAACCUCAACUUCAGCUUCAACCCCAACCUCAACCUCAACCCCAACCCCAACCCCAACCUCAACCUCAACUUCAACCUCAACCGCAAGUGACUGCUGCUCUUCGCAGGGACAGUGUGGACCAAGGAGCUCCAGUGGGCAAUGAAGGAGGUCCUGUGAGAAAACCAAAGCCUCCAGUCUCCCCGAAGCCUGUCGUGGCACAGAUAAAAAGACAGGGAGGCCCACAGACACCUCCACACCCUGCCUCCAACAAAAGAGUCCCCCUGCCUGGCCCUGGGACCCCUGGAAGCCCAGUGGAAGGAAAGAAGAUCCCUCCGCCUGUCUCGCCCAAACCGACGCCACCGCCUACGGCGCCCAAACCGGCCAAACUCAUCCACUCCAUGACCAGCCCCCCAUCCCCAACCCAGGCUCCUGCCCAAGUCAAGCAGCACGCUGCUGUGGUCCGACAGACCAGCUCGCCCCCUUCCUUCCCCCCUUCCAACAUCCCCAGCCCACCCAACGCCAAGCCGCUGAGCCCGUCCUCUCAGAGCCCCCACACCCCACAGACCCCCACUACACCGCAGACGCCCCAGACUCCUGCUACUCCCAGCCCGACACCGCCACCAGUCAAACCCCCUCGCUCCUCCAUUGGGGGUGUGUCGGUGGAUAGCGGGAUGACAGGAGGCGGGGUCACAGUGCCGGCCGUUACAACAAAUGAUUUUGGUGUGGAUUCUUUGGUGCAUCAGAAGCUGGAGGAGACAAGUGCAUCGUUGGCAGCCGCUCUGCAGGCUGUGGAGGAUAAGAUACUGCGGCAGGAGGACUCUGUGGCUGAGCAGAAGACCACAGUUAGCAUCCUCGACGACAUCGGCAGCAUGUUCGACGACCUGGCCGACCAGCUGGACGCCAUGUUGGAGUAACCGUAGAAACCAGUCAGCGUGUCUCCACGGCAACGCUGCAUCAGAAGUGACUCAGAUGGCACAAUGGGCAAUAUGCCUCUCUCUAUCUCUCCGUCCUCCUCUUCAUCCUUCUUUCUCUGCCGCAUUCAUCCUCUUCUCACUCUUCCUGUCGACCAUCCGCCACUGCUCCAGAAAACUUUUUUUCUCCUCCUCUUCCUCUCAUGUCAGCGCCACCGGCCUGGACAGCCAUGUGGCCGAGGGAGGAUGAAGAACGGAUAAAGAGAGAAACACUAAAAGGCAGAGGGUUAAAAAAAGGACCAAGAACGACUGAUGAGGAGAGAAAAUAAUAAAAAAAAUCACAAGAUGGAGAGAUGAAGAAAUGCAACAAAAUGGAGGAGGACUGCAAUCAAAACAUGGGUCUUUUCAGAACUCCACAUGGACUCUUGAAGCUAUCAUGGCGAACAAAUAAACUAACCUAAUACUGAUUGAAAAACCAACUGUGUAAUGAAUCAUAGUAUGGUAUGUGUACAUUCUAAGCAUGGAGAGUUUAUAUCUACUGAAAGUCCUGCAUUAGCACAGUAAUAUAUAAUAUACCGAUAAAUAUGAAUCUCUAGCUCUUUGGUUUGAUGUCUUGGUUCUGUGUGGAAUGGUGACCUCUGGUGUUGUGACGAUGUAAAUGACUUGGUGGAAAGAUUUUUAUCCGUGACCAAAACGAGACUAUUUAGCUCCUGAGGUGUGUGUGCGCGAGUGUGAGAUAGGGACAGUGUGACAAAUGUGUAUACGUGAGCUUGCGGAUUGUCGGAAUUCCGGGAUCAAUUCAUUUUCCCAGCACUGGCUGCAUCCAUACACUCUGCUGCAUCGUCAUAAUCGCACACACACACACACACACACUUGGGAGAAGCACAAUGACCCACGCAGCCAGCUUGCACACACACACAUGGGAGCCUGCACAAGAUAAAUUCAGAUGAGGGGAGGGGAGGGAGGGGAGGGAGGGGGAAAGCUGCACUAAGGCUACAGCAAGUUGUCUGAAAGCAGAUGUUAGGUGUUGGGGAUUGGAAAGUUUGGGAGGAGGAUUUUAGGAUGUGUUUAAAGGGGUUUGGAGUGCAAGGUUUAAGCAAGGUGAGGUAGAGGUAAUAGAGUUGACAAGAAAACACAUGGGUGUAGCAACAAACUUCAGGUUUCUAACACUCACUCAGAAAACUGAAAAACUCGCAGAUCAAUUGUGACAAACAUAAAAAAACUUUCAUGAGCAUGAAUUCAUCUUCAAACACUUUUAAAGCUGCAGUAGGUAACUUUUAUAAAAAUCAUUUUUCUCAUUUUUGCUGAAACUUUCACUAUAUCCUGACAGUAGAACAUGAGACAGAUAAAAAUCAGGUUCCUCUAUCCAUCUGCUCUUAAUGGUAUUUGCAAGAAUCCACCAGUCCUGAAAGAAAACAACAAUUGACUCUCAUUCCCAGUGCGUCAAAUACAGACUCUAGGAAUGAGACUCAACAAUCAACUAUCUUUCUUGGCUCUGAUUGGUUGUUUUCAUUCAGGCCCGGUGGAUUCUUGCAAAUGUCAUUAGGAGCACUAGGAGGAUCCAGAGGAACCUAAAAAGUUACCCGCUGCAGCUUUAAUUGAACUUUUAAGGUACAUACAUUUUUCCUUUUAAGAUGAGUACAUUUCUCAGAACCCUGUGUGGGAGCCCAUCUUUUUUUUCCCCAUUACAACUCAAACCCUUCCUGACAACCUCAGUGGACAACCGUCUUCUCUGCAUCUCUGUCUCUUUUGUCCCACACUAUCCCAACCACCCACCACGUGUUGCCAUGACAAUCUACAUCAUCACCCUCACCUUCCUCAUUGACGACACCACGGUUACUACACAGUGUGUUGCCAUGCGUUCAUGGGUUUAAAAAAAAAAAGAUGGAGUGAGGGCAGCAGAGAUCUGUGAAGCUGGAUGGCCUGUUUCAGUGCGACGUUUAAAGGGGCACUCCAGGGAUUUAGUUUCCAAAAGCACUGGAUCCUAUACUUCCCAUAACGCAACUUAAUAAUGUCUCUCAUUAGACUGUUUCUGCCAUGUCUUUCAAACUCCUUGACCUUUCAGUUUCAUUUAUACUCUCCAAGCACUCACUGGAAUAACCCUGAUGAUGUCAUAGUGAUGUCAUCAGGGUUAUUUUUUCAGGUUCAAGCCAAUCUUUAUGUGUGAAACUGGCGGCGUGUCCCUUUAAGUUCCAACCAGAAACUGCGUCCAGCGAGGUGUAACACUCUGUUAUCGCAUCUGCACCUCGGCCAAUUAAGAGUUUCACAGUCCUUAAGCAGCCACACUCCACAUAUAAAUGACUACGAAUUCAGAGAAUAGUUGUGGUAUUUAAAUUAUGAUCACAUAGAGAUUAUAUAUAUGGAUAUUUGCAAAAAAAAAGAAGUGUAUUUAUGAUGUGUGUGUCAUCCUGAAGACUAUUUUUCAGUAAACAGAUCUAAUCUGAGUGUUGAAUCAGUUUGCUUCUCCAUGCUUAACUGGUCCGAGCUGAUGAACCAUUGUAGGAUAUCAUGUUGGGAUAUUUCCAGGAAGCGUUUGUUUUUGUUUUUUUUUGUGUACAUGUGUCCAGGUGUGGCGAUGUGUAUAAUACAAGCAAUUCUCGUUGUUCCGUUUUUAUUAUUUCUGUAUUAUUUUAAAUGCAAUGUUUUUUUCUUUGAAACAUGUGCCUUGCUUUGUGAUUUUUGGUCUGACUACAAUACAGUAGAUGGGUAUGUACAAUAUAUGGGGAUCUCUCUCUUAUUCUGUUUUGCUCUGUUAUAUCGGAUAUUACCCCCCCGUCACCAAUGAGAUGUGAUAUUUGAAACCUAAAGUCAUCAGAUCUCAACCAAACCCAGGUAACCACGUGACAUCCUGCUGUUCUGUUAUUCACUAUCAGUCUUAAUUUGGUCUUUUAAAACGGACUCUUCUCCAGCUGCCUGACAAUUAGAAAAGAACUUAUUCCAACGUCUCCACAGUUAGCUGCCUAGCAUUCACAUGCUAUUCUGUAGGAACAUUAAAGGUCGUAAUAGUGCAACAUUUUGGGAAAUAUACUUCUACCACUCUCAUGUCUGUAGAGGAAAUAUGCACCUACAGCCAAGCAGCGUGUUAGCUUAGCUUAGCAUAAAGACCGGAAACAGGGCGGGAAGUUGCUAUCUCACAAAUUCAGCUACAUCCCGUAUAAUUCGUACAAAAAAGUGUAAAAACGUUUUGUGUUUGUUUUAUUACCUUCAGAUAGGGCCAGCAAAACACAACGAUAAAAAAAAUGCUAUUGCGAUAAUUUAUGCAUCGCAAUUUUUAUGAUUGAUAUCAUAAUAAUGUGAUGUGUGUUGGGGUCUGUACCAAACAAGCAUGUUUUCUUACAUCUGGAAAACAUUUGUAGUCCAAAGCACCUCUGAUGGACUACAAUACUUAAUUAUAAUGCUGUUUUGACUUACAUAUUACCUUUAUCCAACAAACUGUAGCACACAUUGUGAUUUCAAUAAUAUUUUAAAUAAUUGUGCUACUGCUAGCAGUAGCUUCAAAUAUAGCACACGUGAAUUACUGCAAGAAAGAGAAUAAGCAGAUUUCCCAAAAUGUAGCUAUACUAAAAACACGCCAACACUAAUCAGUAAAAUGUCAGUAAUGAUGGCAGGAAGAGCUGUUUGAUAAAUGUAAGUCCGUAUUUUACUUUUCUCCUUAGGUCAGAUUUCAUCAUUGUUUUUAAAAAACAGAUUUGUAGCUCCGUCAUGUCAGAGCCACAUUAAGCCUCUCCUUCAUUGGGUCUCAUUUUGGUCAUCUCUCAUGUUGUAGGCAUUAACUUCGAGGUGUGUUUGGGAGUGUGGGGAAAGGGGUGAAAUACUGCAGACGUUGAAAAAAAAAAACACAGAUGGUCAAAUAUAGCGAAAAGUACUGUUCAUUUUCUUUCUCAACUAAAGAAUAAGCCAAGCUGUUUUUAUUUGAUUUCCCGCCUGUGCUUAUCUGAUCGGAUACUGGACUGGUGUCUCCUCUGCUCUGCAGUGACUGUAUGUGAAUGCUUGAGAGAGGCCGUGUGUGUGUUAUGUGUUGCUCUGCUAUUGACUGUAUGAAACUGUAUGAGUGUGUGAAUGUGUGUGUGUGUUGUAGUGACUGGACAGUUGUGUGCUUGCAGUGACUGCAUCUUAUGGCCAUCUGCUCUGAAUAAAUAAAUGUUCUCUACAAACUG